This is a messenger RNA of Lodderomyces pseudojiufengensis, 3498 nucleotides long. It is a transcript of the gene YCS4, whose product is annotated as condensin subunit. Gene Ontology annotation, biological process: meiotic chromosome condensation; mitotic cell cycle; mitotic chromosome condensation. The record is from RefSeq and is a predicted model, not a curated record. Lineage: Eukaryota; Fungi; Ascomycota; Pichiomycetes; Serinales; Debaryomycetaceae. The transcript has a single exon. Bases 1 to 3498 code for a protein of 1165 amino acids. Gene Ontology annotation, molecular function: histone binding. Gene Ontology annotation, cellular component: condensed chromosome, centromeric region; nucleus.
AUGGAGUUCAAUCUCGCGUCGUACUUCAACUCAUUUGACAUAGACAAAGAUUAUGAGAUAAAUGUACCGGAUAUAGCGUCUACAAUCGAAUCGCUCAUAGAGUCAUUGGCGAACAAUCCAGAGGUAAUCACGACCAAUGAGGAUUUACUUGAAGAACUUAUAGAAGUAACACAUGGCUUCAAAGAGCUACCUUCAAAACAGCAGCAGCAGUUGGCCUACCUAAUCGUUUCCUCAGUCAAUAUCAUAGCACAGCAGUACGCGCAGCUUUUAAAGGAAGAAGAUUUUCAUGAAUCUUUAGACCAAGUCAAGUCCACAAUGGAAAGAUAUGGUUACUUAAUGUUUGUUUUAUUGAAGCAGCUAGGCAAAGAAGAUUUUUCACAAAUUGGAGUAGCCAAAACAAAAAAUUCAGUGCCCAAAGAACUUAGAGCCAAAUGGGAGUCAAAUUGUACCGAGGUGGAGAACGGACUAGUUGCAGUUAAAACCAUAUUGAAUUUAGAAUUAAAUAAAAUAUUUGUGACGAGUCCAGAAAAAGAUGCCUUCAUUGAAUUAUUUUCAAGACCAAUCAUAAACUUUUUAGAAAGCCCGGAAAGAAUGAAAAUUGAAGGAUUGAAGUUAUUGAUAAUAGAGGAUUUAUGCAUUGCUGUAUCUGACCAUGGACAUGGAAAAAUUUUGAAACAUUCCUUAGUUCAAUGUCUAGCUUUUUACUCACAUCUUCCACAAUUUGUUGCUCAAUUUUUGAACAAACUUUCCGCAAAAUAUGAUCAUACACAAUUGACAGAAGAAAUUUUAAGAGAAAUUGCUCAAACCCGAUUUAAUGCGAAUGAUACAAAUGGACCAAAAGCAUUUGCCGAUUUUUUAGUCAAACUUUCAGAAUUAAGUCCGUUGCUAAUUUUAAGGCAAAUGACCAGUAUUUCACAGUUGUUAUCAAACACCAAUCAAUCAUUGAGAUGUGCAGUCAUAGAAUCGUGCGGUAACGUUGUGGUUAGCAUUAUUAAAAACAUGCAAAAAUCCAUGGAUGAUGAAGACGAUCUAACCAGGAACAACAAUCAACAACUUGACAAAUUAUUAGAUUUAUUGCAAGAAAGAUUUUUAGAUGGAAAUACAUUUGUCAGGUGUAAAGCAUAUCAGUCAUUUACUAAAAUUGCUGAAUUGAAAGUUAAGAUGAAUGCUAGAAGAAAAAAGAUAAUGAAAUUAGCCGUGAGGGCUUUGGAUGAUAAAAGUGGAUUUGUUAGAAGAAAUGCUAUUAAAUUGAUAGGUAAAUUGAUCAUGAAUCAUCAAUUUCAGGGUGUUCACGGUACUCAACUUAACUUAUCGUUUUGGAAGGAGAAAUUAGUUGAAGCAGAAGCAGACGUAGAACGGUAUUUACCAAAAGUCAGUUCUCAAUCGAAUGCAAAUGAAGAAGUCGACGAGAUACUAGAUCAUGAUGAAGUCCAAAUGGACAUUUCACUGGUUAGUCUCGGUAAAGAGAAAAACACAAACAACAGUAACGAUGAUAUUAAUAAUGAUAAUGACGACUACGAUAAUGAAAUUAAUGAAGAUAACGCUAACGACCCCAACCAAGAUGACAUUAACGAAAACAGUUUUCAAUCAAUUGUGGAUAAAUUACCUGAUAGGGCUGUUUUGGCAAGAGUUAAACUAAAACUUGAAUUUUAUAAAGAUGCUGUUGAAUUCAUUGAAUUAAUACAUAAUGGUGUGUCUGUUGUAUCAAAGUUAUUGUUUUCGAAAAACAAGAACGAAUCAAUUGACUCGAUGGACUUUUUGGUUUUAACAGAUGUUUAUGGAAUUGAAAACUCGCAAGAUGGAAUAAGAAAAAUGCUUCAUUUGGUGUGGAUUAAAGGUUCGUCAGAGGAAGGAAAAUCCGUUGCGUCACAUUUGAUUGACUGCUAUGUCACAUUAUUUUUAACUGCUCCGAGUGGUACCAACCUUGAAAAGGCUACUCAUGUUGCAAAGAACUUGAUUGAAUUAACAUAUGAUGCGUCAUUAGCCGAUUUAGCUUCCUUGGAAAAAUUGCUAGGUUUAAUAUAUGAGAAUAAAUUCAAGAAUAGUGAGGUGAUACAAGUAUUGUGGCAAGUUUAUAGUGCCCAAGUGGAUGAUGAAUCAAAAGUUCGAAAACAAAGGAGAGGAGCAAUUCAGGUACUAGCGAUGCUAGCAUUAGAAGAUCCGACAAUUAUGAAACAGGGGUUAUCAUCCUUAUUAAAUAUCGGUUUGGGAGAGAAAGGAAAAUCAGAUUAUGAAUUAUGUCGAUGCACAUGUAUAGCAUUAAAGCGUUUUCCCACCUUCAUUAGGGGCAAUGCUUCAGGAAAAACUGAGGAAGAAAUCAAAGCGGUAGGGAAGUUGGUCGAUACAUUGAAGUUAUACACUACCAACCCCGAAUGGUUUUCUGUUGCUGAGCAAGCUUUGAAUGCAAUAUUCAAAAUAUCUUCUGACCCAGCACUCGUUUGUUCAACUUUGAUUCAAGAGAAGUCUAAAAAGGUGUUUUUGAUGGAUGACGAGGAGCUGAAAAGUAUGUCAUUAUCUCAACUACUAUUCUUAGUUGGCCAUAUUGCAAUAAAGAGUAUAGUAUAUCUUGAAAAUCUUGAAGGUCAAUUUAAGAAGAAAAAGCUAGCCACAGAAGCAAAAGACACACAAGCAAAUGAAGAGGAUGGAGAAGAAAAUCCUGAUAAUGAAUUGGAAAUGAUUGGUGGAACGUCGGAAGAUGACUUUGCUGAUGCUAUAAUCCACGUUAAAGAACGAGAAUUUUUAUAUGGUGAGACAUCAAUUUUGAAAGGGUUUGGUCAAUUAGUAAGAAAUAUUUGUUCCAACUUAAAUCAAUACAACAACACAUUGUUGCAAAGACAAGCUACCUUGUGUUUAGUGAAAUUGAUGUGUAUUUCAUCCAUCUACUGUGAAGAGAAUUUACCAAUGCUUUUAAAAAUUAUGGAAGAGUCGAAAGAUCCAAUUAUUAGAUGUAACUGUGUCUUGGGUUUGGGUGAUUUAGCGGUCAGUUUCAAUAGAUUGAUUGAUGAAAAUACGGAUAAUAUAUAUCGUCGUUUGAGUGAUGAAGACUUAACAGUGCAGAAAACAUGUUUAAUGACAGUAACAUUUUUAAUCUUAGCAGGGCAAGUGAAAGUGAAAGGACAGUUAUCAUCCAUGGCCAAAUGUUUGGAACAUUCAGAUCAAAGUAUUAGUGAUAUGUGUAAAUUAUUUUUUGCUGAGUUGGCAACGAAAGAUAAUGCGAUUUACAACAGUUUUAUUGAUAUUUUCAGCGGCUUGUCAUUUGACGAAAAUUUAGAGCAAGAAGAAUUCAAACGAAUUAUGAAAUUUUUGGUUGGAUUUGUUGAGAAAGAACGUCAUCAAAAACAAUUGAGUGAAAAGUUAUUGGCAAGAUUAUCUAAAGUGAAGAAUGAAAAAGAAUGGAAGGAUGUUGCUUUUGUUUUGGAAAAUAUUGGUAAUAAUAAAAAUAAUGAGACUAUAACUGAAACUUUAAAAGAAGGAUAUCAAAUAGUUGAAGCUAAGUAG